Lathyrus sativus (Indian pea) is the source of this 1662-nucleotide messenger RNA. The record is from the annotation of a GenBank genome assembly. Lineage: Eukaryota; Viridiplantae; Streptophyta; Magnoliopsida; Fabales; Fabaceae.
AUGUCUCUACUCGGCGAAGACGGUCGCGGUUACGAGCUAGCUCGAAGCCUUGAAUCCAAUGGAGUAUGGCGAAAAUGGCUUGGCGAUUCCCACUACACCACUUUCGCACAAUUCCUCUCUUCUCCUUCCGCUUGGGAUUCCUUCAUGGCAUCCGAUUCUUCCCAAUCUGCCCUUCAUAUUCACCUUCAACUCAGAGUCCGUGCUCUCCUAUUCGAUAAAGCUUCCUCCGUUUCUCUCUCUUCAAAACCCUCUCUCUCUAAGCUUAACCCUAAUUUUCUUCGUUUGCACGCUGAUGACAUCUACUUCACUCUCGAUAGCAGCAAUUCCCCUUCUUCCUCUAACUCCAAGGUUGGAUCCAGAUAUGCUGAUUCUGAGUUGCCUGAAACUUGGUAUAAUCAAGUUAUUGAGAAUUUUAAGGCUAACAAGAAGUUAGUUAUGUGGGACAGAGAAUUGACAACGAAACGCUCACCAUCUGAGAUGGCUUCCUAUAUUACGUGUAGUAGUAACCGUAAAAAGAGACGUGUAGUGUUUAAGGAAGAACAGCAUCAGGUUAUGGAUCAAUCAAACGGUGGUAAUUUAGUUGUUGAUGAUGAUGAGUUUGUUUUUCCAGAGAUAACGUAUGCAUGGAACUGUGUACCUGAGAGUGCAAUUCCUGUGAGUGAAAGAGUGGAGAAUAAUAAUAACCAGAAAGUGAGGAUAAAUAGUGUGCUUGAUACACUGCCUAUGAUUCGGAAUCCUCUUAUGACUGAGAGGCUUGGGAAUAGGGCUGAGUCCGUGAAUGGGGAACAUGGAGGAGGGUUGUACCGUGGGAAGUCAGGUUGUGAGGAAUAUGGAAGAGUUCUUGGUCAUGAGGAAGCAAGGAAACUCUCUCAGAAAGUAGUGGCUCGCAUUUUGUUGGGUGCGGGAUUUGAAGCUUCCAUGGAAGGUCCAAUUGAAUACUUGUCUGAAGUGAUGAGCAAGCGUGUUCUUAAAAUAGGAACUAAUUUGAGAGUACUCACAGAUUGUUACAAAAAACAGUGCUCCGCCAUUGAACUUCUAAAGAUGCUCCUUAAAACUAUGGGUUUUAGUAAUUUUGCACCAUUAGUGGAUGUGGUUAAAGAUGGCUCCAAGAAUCUUGUACAACAAGGCCAGCUACAUGCUCAUGGAAUUCAGUCACAGUUACAGUCACAACAACAGAAUUCCCUUCGACUACCUCAGCAAGUCCAGAUGCAGAGACAGAUGCAUCCACAGAUGCAGCAGAUGAUUAAUUCCCACAGUCUGACUUUUCAGCAACAGCAGCAGCUGCAGUUAGAGAGAAUGAGAAACCAACAAUCUAAUCCCCGCCCUGCUAUGGAUGUAAACAAGGAAAGACCAUUGGUUCAAGUGAAGAUUGAAAGCGCAUCAGAUUUACCAAGUGAUGGUAAUGCCUUCAAUUCCAGACAUCCUCAAAUGCAGUUUAGGCAGCAGCAGUUGGCUGCAAUGUCAAAUUUCCAUCCUCAAUCUAACACUCAGUUUAGACAGAUGAGCUCCUUACAGACUCCCCAAAUGCAGUCACAGAACAACAUCAGCAUGAUUAGAGCACCACCUGUGAAAGUGGAAGGCUUCCAGGAAUUGAUGGGUGGGGAUUCUUCAACGAAGCUCGAUUCAGAAGAAAAUCGAUUAACUUCUCCCUCUAGUAAAUAG